AUGACUCAAGAUAGGGAGGCUCUUCGGAAACUCACAUUUCAGAACCACAAAUUGCAAGUAAUGAUGGACACUAAAAGUUUAGGUGUGCACUUGUGUUCUUCUAAAGUUAGAAGUGUGAGUCAUCAUGCUGUUCGAAUGCACCAAGCCAUCACCAUGGCCUCAAAAGUAGCCAGUUUUCCAUUACCUGCCAACGACAGAGGUUUGAUUUGUGCCACCAAAAUUUUGCCCAAAGUUCUUUUUGGAACUGAGGUUUGCCCUCCGGUGAAAGCAGAUUUUGGCAAAUUACGUAGUGCCAUUGCUCGUGCUGUGUGGAAGAAACGUUCUUGUCGCAGCACUGAUGUUUCAAUUUCAUGGCUUUCUCACUCGCGAUCUUUCUUUCAACAUCAGGUACGUCAAGCCUUACGUGAGAAAAAUUUGUCCAUUGCUAACAAACGCUUGGAUUUGAGAGGCAUUCGCAACCUUCGUGCGGAGCUCCGUGCUGUUCUGGCUGCCUUGAUCAUCGAAAAUAGACCCUUACAUGUCAGAAGUGAUUCCAGUUAUGUUGUAGACGGUGUGAAUAACUUGCUUCAGGGUGCUACCGUCCCUUUUGACGGUGAUAAUGUUGACCUUUGGAGACAGGUUGCUGACUUACUUGCUCAUCGAUUUCACUCUUUCCGUAUCUCAUGGGUUAAAGGUCAUGCCUCUGCAGCCGAUGUUGAAAGUGGAAUUUCCACCAACGAAGAUCAAGCAGGUAAUGCUACAGCGGACGCAGCAGCUGAGCUUCAGUUUGCGAAGCACAUUUUGGUAGCCGCCGCCUUGGACGACAUGCCAGUUGGACUAGUUCCAGCAUUGCCACAGAAAGUAUUGCACUCUGAUUCCGAUCCGAUUGCCAAGAAUCCAUCAUGGAGUACCCACUAUACUCCCUACUCAAUUGAUCCUCCACGAUCCAUUUGGCGGCCUCCUCCUGCCCCGGACUAG
Molecule: messenger RNA, 957 nt
Organism: Cladocopium goreaui
Lineage: Eukaryota; Dinophyceae; Suessiales; Symbiodiniaceae
Source: the annotation of a GenBank genome assembly